UGAUUCUAGACUUACCCAAGAACAUCCACAACCACAAUCCCUAUAAAUGGGCAGAGCAACGAACUCAUUUUUCACAACAGAACCGACUGAUCGAUCAAGCUCAUCAUUGAUCAUCUCAACAGAACCAAAUUCAUAGAAAAGAAAGAAAAGGCUGAGCAUUAGCUAGUAAAAAUGGCCUCUUCUAAGCUCUUCAUAGUUCUUGCCAUUCUUGCGAUUGUUUCCCCAACAAUUUUGGCAACAGAUUUUAUUGUUGGUGAUGACAAGGGUUGGACCAUUAAUGUUGAUUACCAAGCUUGGGCUCAGGGAAAGCUCUUCUAUGUUGGUGACAACCUUGUAUUUAACUACCCAGAAGGAGCUCACAAUGUGGUUAAGGUGAAUGGAACUGGGUUCCAAGAAUGUGCAGCUCCUGCAGGCACUGUGGCAUUAACAAGUGGACAGGAUGUGAUAAACCUAGCAACGCCAGGAAGAAAAUGGUACAUAUGUGGUGUUUCUAAGCACUGUGAAGUUGGACCCCAGAAGCUUUUCAUAACUGUUAUGCCAGCUUCCUUUGCUCCUAGUCCAAGCCCCACUACCUCUGCAGCAACUAUAAGUUCUGUUAAUGGAGUUAGAUUUGGGUGGAUGAUCAUUGUUAUUGGCAUUCUUGGGAUGCUCAUCUACGCUUGAGAUUGGACUAGUGCUCUCCGAGUUUCCAUUUUAUUGUAUCUGAUUAUUAGAUUAAUUCUUUCCUGUUAUUAAGUGUGAGUUUCUGAAUGAUAUUUUGGAUAUUUCAAGCAUUAAUUUAUAUGAACUGCAUGCCAGUUUAUUGUUUUG
Rosa rugosa (rugosa rose) is the source of this 810-nucleotide messenger RNA. Its product is annotated as blue copper protein 1a-like. Gene Ontology annotation, molecular function: electron transfer activity. Bases 172 to 663 code for a protein of 163 amino acids. The transcript has 2 exons. Gene Ontology annotation, cellular component: plasma membrane. The record is from RefSeq and is a predicted model, not a curated record. NCBI's taxonomy places the organism in Eukaryota, Viridiplantae, Streptophyta, Magnoliopsida, Rosales, Rosaceae.